CAAGAUACCGCCAUCAUGCGCAACGUCAUAUUUCUUCUCGCGUCGGCUAUCGCCUUUACAGGAGUUUCUGCAUCCCCCACCGAGGCUAUUUUCGGCCGUCAUGUAGGAGAUAGCUGUAAAGGCGGCGAAGGAUCCGGGACCUGUCAGGCAACGUCAAAGUGUAACGGGAUAUCAUAUCCACUUGGCUACUGCCCUAACGACCCUGUUGAUGUUCAGUGCUGUGUUGAAAUUGCCUGCAAACAAAGUGCUGGGUUUUGCAGAAGUGUUUCCAACAACGGAUGUUCCGGCGGUAGCUUUGAAUCCGGAUUCUGCCCUGGUGACAACGACAUCAAAUGCUGCAUCAAGAGCAAAGAUAGCUCUCCAGGCACACCAACUCCUCCACCAUCGUCCGGUGGUCAACUACCCGGCCUCUCAGCCACGUCAUCCAAAUACGCACAUAUCAUCGCUUCUCGGGUUCAUGCCCUGGGGCUGCCAAAGCGCGCAUGUUUGGUCGCGAUCGCAACUGCGCAGCAGGAGAGCGGCAUACGCGUUUUGGCAAACACGGGCGAGCCAGCUUCAUACAACUAUCCCCAUGAUGGCGAGGGGAGCGAUCAUGACUCGGUGGGCAUCUUCCAGCAACGACCGGGGUGGGGAACAGUCAAAGAUCGCAUGGAUCCAGCGUCUAGUGCAGACAAAUUCCUCAAUCGUUUGAAGACCGUUAGCAACUGGCAGAGUCUAAGUAUCGCACAAGCAGCGCAAAAGGUGCAAGUGUCCGCAUUCCCCGAUGCCUAUGCCAAAUGGGAAACUCUCGCAACAAAUGUCUGCAAUGCUGCAUUUUAG
This is a messenger RNA of Periconia digitata, 819 nucleotides long. Lineage: Eukaryota; Fungi; Ascomycota; Dothideomycetes; Pleosporales; Periconiaceae. The record is from the annotation of a GenBank genome assembly.